Molecule: messenger RNA, 816 nt
Organism: Gregarina niphandrodes
Lineage: Eukaryota; Apicomplexa; Conoidasida; Eugregarinorida; Gregarinidae
Exons: 2
Coding region: 1-816 (271 amino acids)
Source: RefSeq, a predicted model, not a curated record
AUGCGAACGGUUCUUCUCUUGUCUGCAGUGGCGGUAUAUGCUGGAAACAGCGGUAUCCGUUGGGCGAAAGGUAGUAGCGGGGGUGACAGCGGGAGCGUGUUAUCGGAGAAGACGACCCCGUGUUCUUCGCUCAAGUUUGUCACAGCCAGCUCCUCUCAAACAACGAAGAACGUCUGCAGAUCUAUAUGCGGGGGACCGUGUCCUUCGUUCAUUCCCGACGUGAAGCGUGACCUAUACCAUCCUGUGUCGCACACAACGAAGAGUCAGAAAUGUACUGAGAACGCGGUCGAGACGUUGUGCAUCAUAGACGAGGAGGCGUUACAGCCUUCGGAGUCGGACGUGUUGUCGGCCUGGAUCACAGGACACCACAUUCGGGAAGGCCAUCGUCGCGUAGUUGGACACGGUCUCAGUAGCGCGGGGACCGCCGGCGAUCAAGACUCCAGUAGUGACGACCAGGAUGACACCGCCAGCGUGCGCAGUGCCGCAACCGCCCGUAGCUCCAUGAGUCUGUCCGGCGUCCUCGCAGCCGAACCCGCCAUUGUGGUCCCAGAGGGUGCCUGGAAAGAGCCCGAACUCUUCUUCACUAAAGUCGGCGCCGUCCGCCCGCAAAUGGAGGUCAAACUAUCCACCUACCUCGGGAAACCCCUCAAGGCCGGAUCCUCCGACGAAACUGUCAUUCAGGCCUACUACUACAUGCAGAAACAGGCAGCCCCCAACGACAUCAUCGAGUUCGUCGACUCCGCCAAAACCGGCAACGCGGCUUCAGACCUCGUCCCAACUCUCUUACUGGUACCGCUCCUCUGCCUCCUAGCCUGA